CCGUGAGCGCGCCUUCCGUGUCGGAUUCGUUCGCUGACAGCCAGCGGUGCGAAUUGGACUCGUCAACGGCUAGCGAUCCACACCUCGUGCUUUAUCACGCAAAUUUCACUCCACGGAUCGUUUUUCCACCUCUUUCAGCCGCCGUUAUAUUUCUCCAAAAUGAAUCCACUGUGUGGCAGAUGUAACCGAGUGGUGUAUCCCACGGAAAAAGUGAAUUGUCUUGACAAGUUCUGGCAUAAAGGAUGCUUUAGCUGUGAAGUCUGUAAAAUGACUCUAAACAUGAAGAACUACAAAGGCUUUGAGAAGAGACCAUACUGUAAUGCACACUAUCCGAAGACAUCAUUCACCAGUGUUGCAGACACUCCAGAGAACCUACGCCUGAAACAGCAGAGCAAGAUGCAGAGCCAGGUUCUCUAUAAGGAAGAAUUUGAGAAGAGCAAAGGAAAAGGCUUCAGUGUUAUGGCUGACACACCAGAAAUGCAGAGAAUCAAGAAAACACAAGACCAAAUCAGCAACAUUAAAUACCAUGAGGAAUUUGAGAGGAGCCGAAUGGGCGGCGAUGCCCCACCUCAUCACCCGCAGACACCUCAACAAAACACAACUCCAGCAUAUCAGCCCCCAGCAGCACCUCAGAACUAUCACUAUGAGCCUGAACCUGUGCGUCCGGCUGCUGCCGCCCCUCCUCCCAGCUCUGGGAAGCGCUACCGAGCAGUGUACGACUACACUGCAGCUGAUGAAGAUGAGGUAUCGUUCCUGGACGGUGACAUGAUUUUGGAUGUGCAGCAGAUCGAUGAGGGGUGGAUGUAUGGAAGAGUGGAGCGUACCGGCCAGCAAGGAAUGCUGCCGGCUAACUACGUAGAGGCCAUCUGAAAAUGAGAGAGAAAGAGAGGGGGGGAGAUAGAUGGAAAGGGAGAAGGGUGUUAAAAAGUGUGUGUGUGUGUGUGUGUGUGUGUGUGUGUGUGGGUGGGGGGGGGCUGAUUUGAGAGAUGCAGAUGAUGAGCCGAGUGCCAUCUCGCCUUUUAAGAUGAUCUCAUCCUGUUCUCCUCUAUUCCUGCACUAACUGUCCUACCAGGGGAUCAACCUCUAUGGUCCAGUUAUGUUCCAAAAGAAACAGUCCAGUAACCACAUACAUAUAUAAUCAGACACACCGACAGUACAUGCAUACACACACAUACACGUAAAUAGUGAAUUAUGAUUUGCUACUUUUCCCCAUAUCUUUCUCUCUGAAUGCACCUCCCUGUCUAUUGCUUUUGUUGCUUGUCUAUCUGUUCGCCUGUCUGACAGUUUGUCUUUUAUUAUGUGUUUCCUCAGUCCUGGAAAGGUGCUGUCACAAGUGGCACUUAAGUCUUAAGACUCACACACAAACAUACACACACAUAUACCACAAAACCACACAGGACUUUAAAAUAUUUAGGGCCUGCUGUUGAGCACUUUGCAGACAUCUCAAACACUUCGCUAUCGUUUGCCAUGACAAUAAGUGAUCUGGUCCCAACCUCAAUUGUCAAAUCUUUUAUUAACUUUGUUUCUGAUCUUAUUUGCAGCCAGUAAUUGUAAUGUAUUCAGUACAGUUUCACAUCUCAUUGGUUGUGGGUCUGUAACGAUGCUUGAACAUGAGACUUCUGGUCAUUCCAAUCAUUCCAUAUGUCUGACCAUUUGCAUCAUGUAGUUAACUGGAAUCUAAAAAAGGCUCGUCUUUUUCAACUCUUAAACAUAAUGAAAGGGGUGGUGCCUUUUUGUUACGACUUACUGUACAUGUUCACUGAAGCUUACCCUUCAUAUUUCCUCCUGCUCUUUACUGAAUGAAUUACUAUAAAUGAGCCUGAUUUUGUUCUGAUGCUCCUGCUUUUAAAAUGACAAUGAAUUUGUGAAGUGAUGUACCUUACUCUUGAUAAAGGGGGGGAAAAAAACUAUGUAGUAACUCAACGAAAGAGGAGCAGGACCACAUUGUAGUACAGUGAGAGAGGAAAGGAUCCCAAGCACAAUUCUAAGGACCAUUUUAGCUAUGAAUUUUAAUCAUUCCAUUGGUUCUGGUCCAUUUCAUUUCUGGAGCAUCCCAUAUGCAUAGAAUGAAACUGUAUCUCAGAGCUGUUCUGUAAGUCGUUAUUGAUGUUUUUGUUUGUUUGUUUUUUUUUCUCAUAUCAUGCUUAUUCUCAUUGCCUUGCUGGUAUUGUAUGAGACGGAAUUUUAUUGUCAAUUUAUCAAUAUCAGUGGAAUAAAACAAAUCUAUUUGUAUACCAAGGCAGGCGGGUUUAUCAAACAGAAGGAAGGAAUAGCUAAUGGAAUUACAAUGUUUUAGAGCCAAGCAUGUAUUUCUCUUGAACAACUGGAAACAAAUGCAGUCUUUUACAUGUUGCUGUGCUGAAGACUAAUGAGAUUCUACUGAUCAUUGCUCUCUUAAAUGCCAAAAUAUAGAAGCAGAGAAUGAUCAAAACAAGUAGUAUGUUGUUUUCUCAAGACACAAUUCUCCCUGUCGUAACUGCAAAAGUCAAAGUAAAAUCUUGGGGUCACUAAUUUCUUUUGGAAAAAAAACCUUGAGAAUUUCCUCAUUAUCUAAUAACAUUUGAAGACCAAUCAUUCACAAAUACUCCAGAGCAUUCUCUUGUACAAAGUGGUCCAGUGCUUUGUAAAUCAUGCUGGUUUGCCCUUUGUACACUUAUUGGACUACCAUUUCAGAUGUAAAAACUGUUGCACAUUUUCAGUAAUGUAAAGUUCUAAUGCUACAUACACUUGUUAGGUUUAUCAGUUAUUUUAAUGUUUUUAUUUCAGCACAUAGUGUAUUGGCAUAAAUUGGAUUUGCAUGCUUUAACAUUUUAAAGGUGCAGUCAGUAAUUCUUUCCUCAUUAAAAAAGUUUAACUCUUAGAGACAUGAAUUGAAAUGUUGCAAUAUAUGUAGGAAAUCAUGAGCACUCACAUUAAAAUGAAGACUUGAGUCAUUACUGUAACCUUUUAAAAGCUGUUUUAUUCUACAUGGAAAGUGUCCGCACAUAUGGGCUGCCAUGUUAGGAUCACAUGACCAGCUGAAUACUACUUGCUGAAUCUCAGUAACCGCCCUGUUAUUGGACACUUUCUCUCUGGGAUUAAAGUAAUCAUGGAUGACUGUGAAUACUACAUUUCUACAAUGGCAUCUGAAGCUGAAAACUAUUGAUUUUAAAUUAUGUUGCAUCCAAGCCACUAGGUGUCACUAAGUCCAAGAUGACAAAAAAUACUGAGUGCACCUUUAAAAAUAAGAAUUUUGUAUGAAAAACUUUUGUAAGAGAAAAUGUGAGACUUUCAGUGUUACAAGAUUGGCAUAUGGAUGCAAAAAUAUCCAAAUCAGUUUUUCUGAAUAAUUCUCUUUUUGGUCCAUCUCCUAAAUCCAGAACAUGCUCUUCUACCUCCAAAAGUCUUAACGAUAUAAAUCAAGAAGUUGAUUAUUAUAUUGUUUAUAUCCUCUUUAGGGGAUACGUGACACUGUUUAGUGUAUGUCUCAAUUUCAGUAAUGGUCAUUAAAAAAUGAUAUUAAUAAACAAACAGGAAGUUUAUUAUAAUAGAACUGGAGUGUGGAAAUUGUGAUGACAAAUGUGAUGCAUACUCUUGGUUCUCCUUGCAUGAAUCUAAACAUUAACUCAGAGUCAACCCACCAGCAGAAGCAGACACAGAUUUGAUGUGAAGAAUGUUCAAAGUGGUUUUGCAAUUACAAUGGAGAUUUGUUUGUUUAUAGAAUACUUGAGAUGUUAUAAAAUGCUAAAUAUGAUUGAUAUAAACAGGCAAUGGUGUACCAUUUUCUGAAGUUGUUAUUUUGAAUAAACAUUAUUCUGAAUGAG
Myxocyprinus asiaticus (Chinese sucker) is the source of this 3803-nucleotide messenger RNA. RefSeq names its product LIM and SH3 domain protein 1-like. The record is from RefSeq and is a predicted model, not a curated record. Gene Ontology annotation, cellular component: focal adhesion. Gene Ontology annotation, molecular function: actin filament binding. Bases 160 to 870 code for a protein of 236 amino acids. The transcript has 7 exons. Lineage: Eukaryota; Metazoa; Chordata; Actinopteri; Cypriniformes; Catostomidae.